GACUUAAGCAGCGGUGUUGGUGAUUAACUCCAGAGGCCUGAUAUCACUCUAAUCCAGCAGGAGAAUGGAGAGCUUCAUGGGAACAUGGAAACUCACCUCCAGCGACAAUUUCGACGAGUACAUGAAGGCAGUAGGCAUCGGCUUCGCCUCCAGGCAAAUCGCUAACAUGGCCAAGCCCAGCCUGUUGUUCAGCGUCGACGAUCAAGGGUUCAUCUCCAUGAAGUCCAUGACCACGUUUAAGACAGUGGAGAUAAAGUUCAAGCUGGAUGAAGAAUUUGACGAGAUCACGGCAGACGACCGACAAGCAAAGACGUUUAUGCGCUUGGUGGAUGGUAAACUGGUCCAGACGCAGUCGUGGGAGGGCAAGAGCACGACAAUCGAGAGGGAGGUUCAGGGCAACAAACUGAUAGCGACGUGCACCAUGGAUGACGUGGUGUCGGUGAGGACGUAUGAGAAAGAUGAGUAAAGGACCCUUCGUUAGGCUGCUUUAAAUCCUCCUGCGAAUUAUUUUAAAUGUAAACUGUGAGCUGUAUUAAAGGUAGCACAGAUGUGUUCUGACUGCUUUAAGUAUAAACAUCAAUAAAAUGUUACUUCGUUAA
Messenger RNA from Astyanax mexicanus (Mexican tetra), 599 nucleotides. It is a transcript of the gene fabp4b, whose product is annotated as fatty acid binding protein 4b. Gene Ontology annotation, cellular component: cytosol; nucleus. Gene Ontology annotation, molecular function: fatty acid binding. Gene Ontology annotation, biological process: fatty acid transport. Bases 65 to 466 code for a protein of 133 amino acids. The record is from RefSeq and is a predicted model, not a curated record. The transcript has 4 exons. Lineage: Eukaryota; Metazoa; Chordata; Actinopteri; Characiformes; Acestrorhamphidae.